Molecule: messenger RNA, 742 nt
Organism: Jaculus jaculus (lesser Egyptian jerboa)
Lineage: Eukaryota; Metazoa; Chordata; Mammalia; Rodentia; Dipodidae
Gene: Cfap126
Product: cilia and flagella associated protein 126
Exons: 5
Coding region: 22-588 (188 amino acids)
Biological process (GO): cilium organization
Cellular component (GO): ciliary basal body
Source: RefSeq, a predicted model, not a curated record
CAAUGUAAACAGCACAGGAUCAUGGCCACUAACUACAGUGCUAACCAGUAUGAAAGUGCUUUCUCACCCAAGUACCUGCGGAACUGGUCUCCUGCCAAGCCAACAAAAGAGAGAAUCUCUUCCCAAGAAGGCUACACUCAGAUCAUUGCCAAUGACCGAGGUCAUCUGUUGCCUUCAGUGCCCCGUUCCAAGGCAAGUCCUUGGGGUUCCUUCAUGGGCACAUGGCAAAUGCCCCUUAGGGUUCCUCCUGCUCGGGUGACCUUGACCUCCCGUACAACAGCUGCUGCCGCCUCCCUCACCAAAUGGAUACAGAAAAAUCCGGAUUUACUCAAAGCCUCUAAUGGAUUGCAACCUGAAAUCUUAGGCAAGCCCCAUGAUCCAGACAGUCAGAAGAAACCCAGAAAGAAGUGUAACACAAAGACAGUACACCAAGCACCAAACCCAACCAUAAUUCCAAGCUCCCCAGAUGGCAAUAGUGAGUCCCCAGAUCAAACUCAAAGCUCGCACCCCUCUGCAGGUCACACUCCAGGUCCCCAAACUCCAAACACCUCUCCUAAGAGCCCACCUGGAAGUCCACGUGAAUGUUAGAACACUGAGCAAGUCCUAAUGUAGCUGAGAUCUGGAAAUGCAAACCUGGAACUUUUUAGGGGAAAAGGGGGCCAUGCUGAGUGAAAUAAGUGAGAGCCCCUGAUCAGAAAUGUGGAACAGAGAAAUUAUGGAACAGGAGCAAAGGCAAAUUUGA